CUUUUCACCUGCGGAACGCGGCGAAUGCGGACGGAUCGCACUGGCGCGAAUGAUAUUGCGACUCAUUUAACAGAACGCCACGGACGCGAGAUGGACGUGCUUCGGAACGGAGGCGUCAUUGCGGCUCGUUUAACAAAACGCGGCGUACGCAGAAAGAAUCAACUCCGGGACGAAUGGCGUUACGAUUCAUUUAAUUAAUCGUAUAAUAUCGUAUGUACUACAAUUCUAUUAUUGCACAUCGUGGAAAUAUAAUCUGAAGAGAAGAUCUGACAACUCGGAAAUAAAUUCGGGUUUCGGUAGACAAACUUUGCGAUUCAUCGCAGCGAUGUGUCCAUUAACGCCACUCUUGCGCAUUGAUUCACGAACCACAACCGGUUCAUCGCGGCGCGCGCUUGUUCCGGGAGUGCCGUUUAAAGUAAUAGGACUUAAUCAGUCCAGGGGCGUAAUUUGUGUAUUUAACGCAAGUAUUCCACGAGUGCAACGGGACGAGAAGGUUUGAUCCAGAUCUGUCAGGAGGCGAAGGUCUAGGAGAAGCCCAUCGAGCCCCAGCGCAGUAAUCUUGAGUAUCAUCGCAGCUUCGUGGCUGAACAACUCCACUCCGUUGCAUAUCAGAUCUGGCGGCUGCCGCACGCCUGUUGGCACCACUUCUCCCUCCUCCCACCAGCGGCCGGCGACGUGCCUGCUAUGGCGAUGUUUACAGCGUAGUCACGGCAACGGCUCAUGUGAUCAGUCGGUGAUCCGUCGCGCGCCGGGUAACAGUGGACGUUCGCGGUGUGUGUUGGGUUUGCGUUUCACGUUACCGUCGUUCGCGCGGACUGUUAUUUUCUCUUUCUCUCGGAGUAUUGGCACUUUGACGAUCGAACAAUUUAACGAGACGUGAAACCUGAUGGCGCGAAUGUCCGGAAAAGAGUGACGCUGACAGCAGAGUGGUGUGCACGAACGAUGUUUCAUCGAUGUGUUUCUCUCCUUUGACGCGAUACUUUGUGUGGAUUAGAACUUGAAGGAUCGACAUAGUCGCGACGAUAGCUCCGAAAUGAAGUGCGUGACACUCGUAAGCGCCGGCGAAGUGCGGAUCCUUCGUCGCACAUCGUUUCGAUCGCCGAAUCGUUCAUGCCAAUGAGUGAGUGCGUGCGCGCGGGUCCUCAAUCGGUUGUCACCUAAUUGAUACGAAAUCCGAUAAAACGAUGUCCUGCGUGAACGCGCCAGUGACCGUUCGCGAGUAUGAUUGACAAACGAUUGAGCAGCUGUCGAAUUUGAGUGUCAUAAGGGGACGAACAAGGAAGAGGAAGAGGCGGCAGAUUUGCGAAGUGCCGUGAAGUUCGCGAGGGAGGCGAGAGCGCGUAGCAACGUGAAGUUCGCGGGGGAGGUUCGCGCGCGCGGUGAUCACGUGACCGCGUGGGACUCGCCGUUGCCGCGAGAAGGACGCGGGAAGGACGCGAGAGCGUUGUCGGCGUGUUAUGGUCCGCGCGUUUUCGUUCGCGGGACGAAAUGAGGGUGGCGACGCAGCAGCAGCAGCAGCGGCGCGGCCGUCGAUGAGCCCCAAGGAUAGAUGCGCGGAUUCCGCGGUGGUGGAAUUAGGCUCGUGGCCCUGCAAGUGGUCCGCUACAAGCAGCCCCCAGGCACGUACGUCGCUCGCCGUCGGCGCGGGCAUGAUGCCACGAGGUCUGCCGACGAGACGUGGCCUGCAGGCGCUAGCGCUCGUCAUCGCUACCGCCUACGCCACUAUUCUCCUCUACCAGGCCGUCGUACCGCGCCAGUGGGUCGACGAGAUGAACGUGGCGGAAGUGAAUAGCCGAAGCGUGAUAGUGGAGGUGCCGGCGUUGAGAAAGUUAAUCAGCGAGGAGUCGCCGGUGACUCCGCCGGUGGCGACGGCGACUAUGGCACCGUUCGCUACGAACCUCGACGACGUGUUUAUCAGCGUGAAGACCACCAAGCACUAUCAUCACUCGCGCUUGCCGGCCAUCAUCGAUACGUGGUUCCAAUUCGCCAGGAAUCAGACCUGGUUCUUCACCGACAGAGACGAUUCGUACUUCCAAAAUCAAACCAACGGCCACAUGAUCAACACCAAGUGCUCAUCUUCGCACAAUCGGCGGGCUCUUUGUUGCAAGAUGUCGGUGGAAUUCGACAGAUUUCUCGACAGUGGCCGAAAGUGGUUCUGCCACUUUGACGAUGAUAAUUACGUGAACGUGCCGCGCCUACUGAAGCUUCUGGACAAUUAUAAUCCACGCGAAGAUUGGUACCUCGGCAAGCCCUCGAUACCUGCGCCCUUGGAGAUCAUCAAGCAAGGCCCGGAGCCGCAGAAACGACCGCAAAAGGUGAAAUUUUGGUUUGCCACGGGCGGCGCCGGAUUCUGCAUCAGUCGAGCGUUGGCGUUGAAGAUGACGCCGGUGGCUGGGGGAGGAAAGUUCAUCACCGUCGGCGAUAGAAUUAGAUUGCCAGACGAUGUGACGAUGGGGUACAUCAUCGAGUACCUCCUGAAAAAGCAACUCACCGUGGUGGAGCAGUUCCAUUCGCAUUUGGAGCUGAUGAAGUUCCUGAACAGGGAUACUUUCCACGAACAGGUCUCUUUUAGUUAUUCCAAAGGUCCUAGAGACGAGUGGAAUAUCCUAAAAAUUGACGGCUUCGAUAUGAAGGACGAUCCAAAGAGAUUUAAAUCUAUUCAUUGUCACCUAUUUCCACAAGUUCCUUAUUGUCCACAUAGGUGAUGAAGCACAACGAAUAUGAAGAAAAUCGAAAAGUUGAGUUUAUUCUAAUUUAUAUCAAUUGCGGAGGAACAUUAACGAAUGGUAAGGAGCAUACUAUUAAAUGAGUUAAUAACAAGACAUUUUAUCAGGUGCGUGCAAAAAUUCUAUCCGUUUUUAAUAGAAUAAAUAAAACGACUAAAUAUUUGAAAAGUUAUUUAUAUUUAAGAAUGUGUGUAUGUGUAUGUAUGUAUGUAUGUAUGUAUGGUAUGUAUAUAUAUAUAUAUAUAUAUAUAUAUAUAUAAAACUCUUUCCAUUUUACAUAUUGACUGAUUAAUUGUACUGUCAGUCGGAGGUAGAUUUUUUGAAAUUUAAAUAUUAAAAACGGAUAGAAUAUCUUAUAUUCUGCUCGAUAUGUGACAUGGGGAUUCAAAACUAGUUAAAUAUAUAUCGCGCACCACAUGUCAGAUAUAAUAAAUGUGAUAAGAUUAUAUUACUUGGCACGGUACGUUCAUAAUAUUCGACACAAUAGACACUGUCUAUGGUUUUUCUUUAUUAAUAACGUAUAAUUAUUGAACUAAAUUAAUAUUGUAAUAGACACUGGUAGCUAAAAAACAAGUAAGAGCAAAUUCAGAGGACUACCUCUCUUUGUAUAAACAAAUUAGAAAGUUUCAGAGUACCAGUAGAGGUUAGAUAAGUGAGCGAUUUAAGCGACUUGAGCGAACUUUUAAGUAUGAAUACAACAUGAAUAAUUUCGGCUUUAUACGCAUGCGAAGAGUAGUUAAAAAAAAGAGGUGGCUCUUCGCAUCAUGUUAUUUCAUCUAUUUUCUGUUUAUGGACGUAAUAUGGCAGUGCUUAUUUCAAUAUUUGAGUUCAAUGCUUAUAACAGCGCUCGCAAUGCAUUUGCGCGUGUUCAAACGUUUGGGAGUCAUAUUUUUUACUUUUAGUUUAUUUUCUUUAGGGCCGAUCUUCACUUUUUUUUUUUUUUUUUUAUAUUAUUUGUUUGUUAUCUUAAUUUUCUUUACAUCAUUGGAAAAACCUAAAUAGAAAAAGUGGCUUAAACCAGUGAUUGACCAUAAAGUUAAUCACUGGUAGUGUUUGAUGUUCAGUUAUAUAAGACAUUGGUCCACAAAAUUUUUCUUACUGAUUUGUUAUUUCAAUUUAGAAAUUAUAAUCACUAGUGGAUUAUAUAUGAAUAGAUAAAUUUUUUCAGUUGAGAAUACUUGGAUUACUUUUGCCGUUGACGCUUAAAAUAUAUCAAUAUGGUCUUUUUGUCCAUAACAGUUGGGGUAUUAGAAAUAAAUUUCCCAAAAGACGUUGCCCUCAUUUGUAGAAAAACAGUUUUGUCACUAUACUUGUAUUUUACAAUAUUAUGAUUUUAUUUUCUUUAGUAUCAAUAAUGAUUCUCGAUUUCUUGGCAAUUUUAAAGUUUGAAAUUCUUAUUGCUUUUUCAUAUUGAGUUUCAUCAAUAACUAAGGGUUUAUCAUAAUUAUCAGAAUAACAUGUAGUUUUUUAAUAAUUAAAUCGCGCGGAAAAACUUUAGACGGCAUUAAAUCCGUGCUAGCCGGAAUAGUCAAACAUAUUUAUUCAUAAAAUUUUUAUUUGGAAUUAAUUUUACGUGAAUACAUAAUUUUAAUUCAUUUUUAUUAUGUUAUGACAUAAUAAAAAUGGUUCCGAAAAACAUCUACUGUUUUAAUUGAGCUUCUCUAACUUGUUCUGGAAAAUUCUUGUUCAUUGAGAUUAUUAUCAAAUGGCAAGUAGCUUUAAUGUCUUGUUUUAUAUAAAUUAUAUCUCGAGUUAUUUCAAGAGAUAUCAAGAUUUAAUUCUCAAAUCUCAACUUAAUUCUUAAAUGUUUCACGUAUCAAGAAGUAUUUCUUAAUCUGAAAAAUCUCUUCGAAAUGUAUUUAUAACUUUUGUUUUAAGAGGAAUUAUUUCUUAAAACUGCAAACAUUUUUGAAUAACAUUAAGAAGAUACCUAUGGAGUUUCAAAAACUGACCCUUUUUGGUAAGAAGCUAUGAAAAAAUUAAAAAUUAAAAACUAAGUACGGAUAACGUAUAAUAAAUAAUGAAAUUUACCCACAGGGUUGUUUCGCCGUUUCCCGAUGCUCCUCUCGAGCCUCCGCCUCCUCUCAGAUCCCGUCAAUGCACAACACUCGCGAACGAGAUAUCAAUUACGAUCGCGCGCUAACUAUCAAAACAACGUGCGACAUUUUAUUGACGGACUCAGGGUAACGAAAGGGACACACGAUCAUGCGUGGAUAUGAUCUAGAUCGAUAUUCCGUCGGAACAUUUACUGUUUCCUUUUUAAUAUACUAGCACGCAAUGCGCGCUAACAUGCGCGCUUUCAUGCUAGCUUUGCUUGAGUUCGGACGAGACAUGUGAGUGUGAGUUUUACUUCUGAGAAGUCAAUCGGAGUACAAGAUUUUAUUUCAGGGAAUAUAGUUUUAAUUAGAGUUAGAGAUUUUAAUCAGAGUUCAGAGAAAGAAAUUUUCAAUUUACCUUCAGUUUUCUUUGAUGGAUUUUUCUAAAAUCUCCUCUUUUCUUUCUUUUCUGAUCGAUGUAAUUCCGUCGGACUAUUUCAUCGUCGUACAUGAAAACUCGGAAAUAACUGCGAACAAAGAGAAUUUGUUCGAUAUCAAUGAUAACGAGCUGGUGCGCGAUCCGUUGGUCGGACAGUUUUCGGUGAUUUGCGCGAGUUGAAUUAAUCUUGACUUAUAUAUGAGAAAGAGAAUUAAACUCCUCUUUCUCUAAGGAUCAGAGUGGAAGCAACAUGUGAGAAGGAACCAUGACUCAACUCAUAGUUUUGAUAAAACCUCAUCUAGAUCUGCAUCUCCUGCUCUAGAAGCUCUAAUGACAUUUUUAGCUAUUGGCACCAAGUCAAUCAACAUCUUUGAAUAGACUGGCACAUCAAGUUCAUCCAGCUCCAUAUGUCCCAUCUGAGGCAUUCUUGAGUUUUAGUUUCAUUAGGAAUAGCAUUGGAGUUGAAAGAAGCCAGAAAGUAAUUGAACAUCUGCAUUCUGGUGUUUUAUUGUUUGUCUGAUGAAGAAUGUCAUCUAAUCUGACAGAGAGAGAGAGAGAGCGAGCCAGGAAUACUGCCUUGGGAGCAUUGGGCUUAUGGGGUAAUACAGAAGUUAUCAUUGGAGCCAUAACAGCUCUAGGAAGGGCAACUUCUGGGUAAAUAGCAGUGGGGAUCAACAAUACUUCUAUCUAUUUCUUGAAUGAACAAUCUCACCACUGUGAUGGGAUUACAUGCUACAAUUUUGGGCAAAGUGAUGGUUUUAGCAUCCGAAGAUCGAUUGGCAGGAUUCUUAGCAAUAUAUUUCAAAUAUAUGUAUUUCAUACAUAUUUUUAUAGGAAAUAAUAUUUAUGUGCAAAAUAAUUAUGUAAGAAAUAAUCUGUUGAUUUAUUUCUAAAUGUAUUGAAAGAUUUAAUUUACCUCGUGGUGUUGAUAUUAGUAAUGUGUUUCCAAUAAGUGUUAUAAUUUCAGAACUGAAAUAAAACAGAAACGUAUAAUUAAUAACGAUUUGAAGCAAGUUGAAUUCAGGCUUGUCCGUCAAUAUGGCCGUAUUACAAUAAUAAGAUUGUAAUUAUCUUUGACUGUUUCGAUCACAAUCGAUAUGAACCCAUUGGAAGCUAAAAAGAUACUGGCACCGAACGGCUUUAGUGGCGUUUUCAUUCGUCUGACAUACGCACACACACACACACACGCACGCACAUCCAUUUUGCUAUUAACAAAAGCUGAUGCGUGUCCACGUGCUGCAUCCACAACAGGGCUCGAGAAUCUUAGCAGUGUUUACUUGUUUUUCAUCAAUAUCAUUGAGUUUUUCAAGAAAUCAGAGCUUUUGCACAUUAUCUUGUCUAUUGCAGCACCUCUGGUCAUAAAGACUAUAUAUAUAAAUGACAUCAACAUGGAAAUUUCUGUCAUUAGUCAUUCUAAUCAUUUGGCCAUCAGUGAUGGUGUCCUCCACUACUAUCUUCAUGGUAGGAUAUUUCUUGAUGAAAAAUCUUUUUUCGAAAUUAAUUUAUUUAUAACUUUUGUUCUAAGAGGAAUUAUUUCUUAAAACUUUGCACACACUUUCUGAAUAACAUUAAGAAGAUACCUAUGGAGUUUCAAAAACUGACCCCUUUUGGUAAGAAGCUAUGAAAAAAUUAAAAAUUAAAAACUAAGUACGGGUAACGUAUCAUUUUUCAUAUUGAGUUUCAUCAAUAACUAAGGGUUCAUCAUAAUUAUCAGAAUAACAUGUAGUUUUUUAAUAAUUAAAUCGCGCGGAAAAACUUUAGACGGCAUUAAAUCCGUGCUAGCCGGAAUAGUCAAACAAAUUUAUUCAUAAAAUUUUUAUUUGGAAUUAAUUUUACGUGGAUACAUAAUUUUAAUUCAUUUUUAUUAUGUUAUGACAUAAUAAAAAUGGUUCCGAAAAACAUCUACUGUUUUAAUUGAGCUUCUCUAACUUGUUCUGAAAAAUUCUUGUUCAUUGAGAUUAUUAUCAAAUGGCAAGUAGCUUUAAUGUCUUGUUUUAUAUAAAUUAUAUCUCGAGUUAUUUCAAGAGAUAUCAAGAUUUAAUUCUCAAAUCUCAACUUAAUUCUUAAAUGUUUCACGUAUCAAGAAGUAUUUCUUAAUCUGAAAAAUCUCUUCGAAAUGUAUUUAUAACUUUUGUUUUAAGAGGAAUUACUUCUUAAAACUGCAAACAUUUUUGAAUAACAUUAAGAAGAUACCUAUGGAGUUUCAAAAACUGACCCUUUUUGGUAAGAAGCUAUGAAAAAAUUAAAAAUUAAAAACUAAGUAUGGAUAACGUAUAAUAAAUAAUGAAAUUUACCCACAGGGUUGUUUCGCCGUUUCCCGAUGCUCCUCUCGAGCCUCCGCCUCCUCUCAGAUCCCGUCAAUGCACAACACUCGCGAACGAGAUAUCAAUUACGAUCGCGCGCUAACUAUCAAAACAACGUGCGACAUUUUAUUGACGGACUCAGGGUAACGAAAGGGACACACGAUCAUGCGUGGAUAUGAUCUAGAUCGAUAUUCCGUCGGAACAUUUACUGUUUCCUUUUUAAUAUACUAGCACGCAAUGCGCGCUAACGUGCGCGCUUUCAUGCUAGCUUUGCUUGAGUUCGGACGAGACAUGUGAGUGUGAGUUUUACUUCUGAGAAGUCAAUCGGAGUACAAGAUUUUAUUUCAGGGGAUAUAGUUUUAAUUAGAGUUAGAGAUUUUAAUUAGAGUUCAGUUUACCUUCAGUUUUCUUUGCUAGAUUUGUCUAAAAUCUUCCCCUCUUCUUCUUUUCUGAUCGAUGUAAUUCCGUCGGACUAUUUCAUCAUCGUACAUGAAAACUCGGAAAUAACUGCGAACAAAGAGAAUUUGUUCGAUAUCAAUGAUAACGAUCUGGUACGCGAUCCGUUGGUCGGACAGUUUUCGGUGAUUUGCGCGAGUUGAAUUAAUCUUGACUUAUAUAUGAGAAAGAGAAUUAAACUCUUCUUUCUCUAAGGAUCAGAGUGGAAGCAACAUGUGAGAAGGAACCAUGACUCAACUCAUAGUUCUGAUAAAACCUCAUCUAGAUCUGCAUCUCCUGCUCUAGAAGCUCUAAUGACAUUUUUAGCUAUUGGCAGUCAAUCAACAUCUUUGAAUUGACUGGCACAUCAAGUUCAUCCAGCUCCAUAUGCCAUCUGAGGCAUUCUUGAGUUUUAGUUUCAUUAGGAAUAGCAUUGGAGUUGAAAGAAGCCAGAAAAUAAUUGAACAUCUGCAUUCUAGUGUUUUAUUGUUUGUCUGAUGAAGAAUGUCAUCUAAUCUGACAGAGAGAGAGAGAACCAGGAAUACUGCCUUGGCAGCAUUGUGCCUAUGGGGUAAUGCAGAAGUUAUUGGAGCCAUAACAGCUCUAGGAAGGGCAACUUCUGGGUAAAUAGCAGUGGGGAUCAACAAUACUUCUAUCUAUUUCUUGAAUGAACAAUCUCACCACUGUGAUGGGAUUACAUGCUACAAUUUUGGGCAAAGUGAUGGUUUUAGUAUCCGAAGAUCGAUUGGCAGGAUUCUUAGCAAUAUAUUUCAAAUAUAUGUAUUUCAUACAUAUUUUUAUAGGAAAUAAUAUUUAUGUGCAAAAUAAUUAUGUAAGAAAUAAUCUGUUGAUUUAUUUCUAAAUGUAUUGAAAGAUUUAAUUUACCCUGUUGAUAUUAAUAAUGUGUUUCCAAUAAGUGUUAUAAUUUCAGAACUGAAAUAAAACAGAAACGUAUAAUUAAUAACGAUUUGAAGCAAGUUGAAUUCAGGCUUGUCCGUCAAUAUGAUCGUAUUACAAUAAUAAGAUUGUAAUUAUCUUUGACUGUUUCGAUCACAAUCGAUAUGAACCCAUUGGAAGCUAAAAAGAUACUGGCACCGAACGGCUUUAGUGGUGGCGUUUUCAUUCGUCUGACAUACGCACACACACACGCACGCACAUCCAUUUUGCUAUUAACAAAAGCUGAUGCGUGUCCACGUGCUGCAUCCACAGGGCUCGAGAAUCUUAGCAGUAUUUACUUGUUUUUCAUCAAUAUCAUUGAGUUUUUCAAGAAAUCAGAGCUUUUGCACAUUAUCUUGUCUAUUGCAGCACCUCUGGUCAUAAAGACUAUACAUAUGAAUGACAUCAACAUGGAAAUUUCUGUCAUUAGUCAUUCUAAUCAUUUGACCAUCAGUGAUGGUGCCUUCCACUACUAUCUUCAUGGUAGGAUAUUUCUUGAUGAAAAAUCUUUUUUCGAAAUUAAUUUAUUUAUAACUUUUGUUCUAAGAAUUAUUUCUUAAAACUUUGCAUAUAUCUUUUGGAUAACAUUAAAAAAAAUACCUGUAAUGUUUUUAAAACUGACUCCUUUGAAAGGAAGUUACGAAAAAAUUGAAAAUUAAAAACUAAGUACGGGUAACGUAUAAUAAAUAAUUGAACUCACCUACAGGGUUGUUUCGCCGUUUCCCGAUGCUCUUCUGGAGCCUCCGAUUCCUCUCAGAUCCCGUCAAUGCACAACACUCGCGAAUGAGAUAUCAAUUACGAUCGCGCGCUAACUAUCAAAACAAUGUGCGACACUUUAUUGACGGACUCAGGGUAACGAAAGGGACACACGAUCACGCGAGGAUAUGAUCUAGAUCGAUAUUCCGUCGGAACAUUUACUGUUUCCUUUUUAAUAUAUUAGCACGUAACGCGCGCUAAUUUUUUCACGUAUUUUUUUACGUCAAAGAGCUUCGGCGAUCAAACACGCGUCAGAAAUUAUACGCGAAAUGCGCAAGAGCGACGAAAGCACCGGUAUCUAAGUUUCUGAUAUUCGUCACCGGAUAGCUUUCUCGCUUCUUCUUCCGAACACGCACAUAGAGCGUUUUUAAAUAUAUUCUCUACCUCUAAGUUUACACGCACGUCCUUAUCGUCUGGGAGUUCGAGAGUUAAAGGGGAAGCAACAAUAGAAAGAGAGUAGGAACUUAACGCAAGGGGGUGGUAGCAAAAUUUGGUAAUGGUUACCAAAUCCUUUCUCAAUAUACUAUGGUCAUGAAUAUAUUUUUCUUUACAGCAAGAAAAAGAUUUUAUAGCAGGAAUCAAAUAAAAGGAACUAAAUUUUUUAGUUGGCGUAAUUAAAUAUUUGGUUGAUCCUAUUUUAACCAAAUUGUUUGGUUAAGUCUACCAAAUUUUAAUUAAUACAACAAAAUUUUUUUUUUAGUGUAUAAUAUUAAAAAAUGUAAAAUUUUAUAUUUUGUAUUACCUGCAGAUUAUUGGGAUGUAUGUAUCUCGUCAAUUAUUCUCAUUUACGCCAUUCUUUCCGUAUUCAUAAAAUUGUCAGCACAGUAAUCCUUUGUAGCUGUCCUAGCAUUAUGUAUGUACCAAGUAGUUUCUGCUAUGAAUAUUCUAAGUUCUCUUGGUUAAAAAAAUUUUGAGCAGGACUUCACUUUAGUAAAACGGUUUUCUGAUUUUUCCUAACACUUAGUAGUGUUACGAAAAAUAUUCUAUUCACAUCGAGUAAUGAAGCAAAGCAUUCUUUUUUGUUAAUAAAUGGAUUUUAGUAUUUACCUCUACCUAUUUUGGUUUGAAUACGUUAAUGUACAGUUGACUAACUAUCCAAUGUUUAUAUAUUCCUUGUUUACUUUCUUGUAAAUGUUUUAAUAAAUUUAAUUGCUAGAAAUGACGAAAAUUUUAUUAAAACAUUUACAUGCUAAAAAUAAAAAUAAACAUUUGAGCAGGAUUUCACUUUAGUGAAACGGUUUUCUGAUUUUUCCUAAUACUUAGUAGUGUUACGAAAAAUAUUCUAAUUACAUCGAGUAAUAAAGCAAAGCAUUCAUUUAAAAUUAACCGAUCGUGUCUUGUGCUUUUCCGUUCUUUUGCAGUAAGAACUAUAAUGUGUUUAUUAAUUGUGGGGCACGGGUAUGGUCGGGCUCGGUCUAUGGUUACGCGAUCGGUUAGAGGGAUCUCUGCGAAGUAUAGAAAUGUUAGGUUGCGACGAGGAAGGGAAUGAAUAUGACCUUUUGUGUGGAUAACCGUUACGAGUGUCUCGUUGGAGCAAUUAAUCUUUUCAGAUAUGAAAACAUAGCAUGCUCGAGACAAUUAUCCCAAUCUUUUUCGUUAGCGAUAUAAUGUUUUACGCAACGUUUAUAAUUUUUAUAAUUUUUUAGACUACCUUGCCUAAGGUGUCUGCGAUAUAAAUUUUUCGCCCAAUCUUUUCUGUGAGCGAUGCUUGAUUCUCUAUUUUUUGUUGAUUCGUGAAAUCUAAUUUCUUUUUCUCUAAUGGGUAUAUUAUCCCAAAUUAUAUUUGCUUUUUUAAUCGUUUAUCAAUUUUCUCUUGUUCUAAAUGACAUCUUGCUGGAUUAGAGUGCAUUUUUAUGUCUCAAUCUAUCACCAUAUUGAAUGCGACACUAAACUUCCUUGAAUAAGAUGUAAUGUUUAUAAUUGCAUUCACUUUCUCAAUUUAUUUGACGUAACAAAAAGAUUGAGAAAUUAUUUGAG
Messenger RNA from Solenopsis invicta (red fire ant), 11608 nucleotides. It is a transcript of the gene fng, whose product is annotated as fringe glycosyltransferase. The record is from RefSeq and is a predicted model, not a curated record. Gene Ontology annotation, molecular function: O-fucosylpeptide 3-beta-N-acetylglucosaminyltransferase activity. NCBI's taxonomy places the organism in Eukaryota, Metazoa, Arthropoda, Insecta, Hymenoptera, Formicidae. Gene Ontology annotation, cellular component: membrane. Gene Ontology annotation, biological process: regulation of Notch signaling pathway. The coding region runs from base 1458 to 2705 and encodes 415 amino acids. The transcript has 16 exons.